Molecule: messenger RNA, 1725 nt
Organism: Hymenoscyphus albidus
Lineage: Eukaryota; Fungi; Ascomycota; Leotiomycetes; Helotiales; Helotiaceae
Source: the annotation of a GenBank genome assembly
AUGAGCGUAUGUGCGACCGUUUCAACUUCCCCUUCCCUCCCAAUUCUCUCUCUCUUCGCACAAAAGCCUGCGCCUCGAGAUUCCAACAGAAACACCAUCCUUAUCCCAUCACAAGAAGCAGUUUCUCUGGUAGAACUUUGCUAACAAUCAUGUCACAGUACGCUAAUAAGUCAGUCUCUCUCCUGCUCGGUGCAAAAUCCGCGCUGCAAUCGAAUCCUCCCACUGCCCGACGAGCGAUGAAAGGUCAAUGCUAACAUGAUGGGGAAAUAGUUAUGGUGCGCGAGGUGCAAACCCAUUCGACCAGAGAGAGGCUCAGUCUCCGGGAUACCAAAAUGGUCAAUAUGGGCAAUAUAACGCUCCAACAAUGGGACGGGAUGACUAUGGGGGUGAGUAGUCGGAAUUUGCUCCUCACAGGAUGGGAAUUGAUGAUUUCAUGCAGGUCAGAAUGUGGAAAUGGCACCCCUCGCACAGAACGGAGCUCAGGCUGGACAAGGUGGUCAGAGACAGGCCUUGGAAAAGUGUACCGCCAUCAACGACGAGAUUGAUUAUCUCGAGAAGACAGAAUUACCGGCCCUGAGAAUGAUCCAGCAAUCAUCUCUGACCAGUGCUGAUCCCGCUUCCACAAGCAGCGCUCUGGACGAGAAAUCCGCAAGCAUCAUGGCCCGAUAUCGCGAGUUGGUGAACGAGGUUCGAAUGCUCAAAUCCAGCCCACAAUCAGCCGAACUCCGACCAGUUGGUCAAGUGGAUCGUAGACUGAAGGCUGCUAUCCAACAAUACCAAUCUAUUGACAAUGAUUUCUCCAAAAAGUCCAAGGAUCAGAUGGCUCGUCAAUUUAGAAUUGUGCGCCCUGAUGCAUCAGAAGCAGAAGUUCGUGAGGCAGUAGAGGAUCCAAAUGGCGGACAGGUCUUUUCCCAGGCAAUGAUGCAGAGUAACCGACAAGGUCAAGCUCAAUCCACACUGAACGCAGUCAAGAGCCGACACGAGGAAAUCCAGAAGAUCGAGCAACAGAUGAUUCAAUUGGCUGAAUUGUUCCAAGAUAUGGAUGUUUUGGUUCAGCAACAAGAGGCCGCCGUUGUCAACAUCGAGAUGAAAGGUGAGGAAGUCGUUGACAAUAUGGAUAAGGGUAACCAGGAAGUCGGAGUUGCGAUCCAGAGCGCAAAGAACGCACGAAAAUGGAAGUGGUGGUGUCUCGGUAUAUGUGGUAUGUUUUGGACUUGGAAAGUCUUUGUUGAAAUUUCGCUAAUGUUGCUAUUUCUCAGUAUUGAUCGUUAUUGUCAUUGCUGUCGCCAUUGUUGCAAAGGUUGCCGCCGAUGGAGGAUUCAACAAAAGCCCUGCUCCAGCCGCGACUCCAGCAGCAGCCAAAAGAUGGGAACUUCCUGUAAACCACCGCGUCGUCUCUAAAUACUCAGGAAACGGUAAGAGAGAGCCAAUGGUUGUGUCAGACGACUGGCAACCAACACCAAAUGAAAAGCGAAUCGUUGUAUCAGACGACUGGACUCCAACACCAAAUGAAAAACGAGAGGUUGUAUCAGACGAUUGGUCUCCAACACCAAACGAAAAGCGAAUGGUCGUCUCGGAUGACUGGCAGCCAACAAACGAAAGAAGAGAGGUUGUAUCAGACGACUGGUCUCCAUCAACAAUAACUAAGAGAUCCCGCAGUUUCCAGGCAUAGGAAAUUUUGCGUGUAUAAGAUUGCCUUUUGUCUUUUUUUCCUUUCCAACUCUA